This is a messenger RNA of Chiloscyllium plagiosum (whitespotted bambooshark), 3342 nucleotides long. RefSeq names its product NACHT, LRR and PYD domains-containing protein 3-like. Gene Ontology annotation, cellular component: cytoplasm. NCBI's taxonomy places the organism in Eukaryota, Metazoa, Chordata, Chondrichthyes, Orectolobiformes, Hemiscylliidae. The record is from RefSeq and is a predicted model, not a curated record. Gene Ontology annotation, biological process: regulation of apoptotic process.
AUGUGCCUUCUGGUUGCCAGUGUGGAGCUUGGACUCAGUUUUGUAAAAUUGACGGAGCUGACACAGCACAAGGAACAGGAAGCGAACAAACUGGACUAGAUUCCUGAACUGAGACACCAAGAAAGGAAGUAUUGGUUUGCGUAUCUACAAGACUUGGAGUAUCUCGGGACCCAGAGCGUGAAUGACUCUCUGUAAAAACUCUGCAAUCUGCAGGCAGGAGGGGAACUGGUAGCGCUGGGGAGUUUGACUGUCGAGGGUGGCACUGGACGCAGUGAGGGUAUACCGGGUAUCUCUGAGAAUCCGGGCAUGGACGGUCCCGGAACAGAGCGGCUUGGAGGAGAGGGACUGGCAGCUGCUGGCUUCCCAGGGGAGGAGAGAAUCUCCUAUCUUCAGCUGCUCCAGAGGAACCGAGUGAAGCUCAUCGAUGAACUUGGAGACAGAAUUGACUGGAUUCUGGAUCAUGCUUUGCAAAUUCAAUUAAUUUCAAAGGAUGAUUAUGAAGAUGUGAAGUAUAUUCCUGGUCCCAGGAAGAAAGUUCGAACUUUGCUGGAUAUUGUUGACUGUCUUGGGGAAAUGGUGGCUCAUCAAUUCUGUUCACUCAUUAACAAAAGCAAAGAUAUGUCUGAAAAAGAACCUGUGUCCAAAGAACACUCGACUGUAAUAAAGAAACACAAACAAGUUCUUAGUCGGAGGAAUGAGGUGAUGAUGUAUUAUAACACGAGACCUGGAGAGAAAAUUCAUCUUUCAGAACAGUUCACCAACUUGCUGCUUGUAAAAGGGCAUCACAACCUUGAAUUCAAAAGGCAUGAGUUACUGUCUUUUGGGCAGCAUCGAAUUCACUUACAGGAGAGGAGUAGCCAGGAAAUGGAGAUCAAGCCAAGCCAGUUAUUUAUGCAAAUCAGUGAUAAACAAACUCCCAAGAGAACACUAGUCUCUGGAGUGGCAGGAAUAGGGAAAACUGUCCUUUUGCAGAAGAUUGUUUUUGACUGGGCAAAUAAUCACUGCUUUGGUAACUUUGAAGUUCUCCUACAAUUCACGUUUAGGGAUCUUAAUUUGAUUAAUAAACCGAUGAGUCUCAGGAAUCUGGUUUUGAAGAAGAAUGGUCAUUUGUUGAAAGUGCUGGAUUCUAUUUUUGAAGUUCCAGAGAAGCUGCUGAUAAUUCUGGAUGGAUUUGAUGAAUUUAAGUUUUGUGGCUAUUUAGAUGGGGAUUGCUACAUCACUGACCCUGACGAGGAAGGGAAUUUGGUAGACAUCAUCUACAGCCUGCUCCGAGGGGAGCUUCUCACUGGAGUCUCGGUCCUGCUGACCAGCCGGCCCACAGCCAUUAGUUACAUCCCAGUGGAAACCAUUGACCGUUUUGUAAUCAUCACUGGGUUUUCUGAAAAGGAAAUCAGAUACUACUUCCUGAAAUAUUACCAAGAUGAAGAAGUUGGUAGUCGAAUGUUUCAGUUUGUGAAAGAAAAUGAAUUCCUCUUUACAUUGUGUUUUGUACCUGCCUUUUGUUAUAUUGUCUGCAGUGUUUUGAAAGAGAAAGAAAGGGAGAAUCAUAAACAGCCAAAAACAAUGACGGACAUUUAUAGCCGCUACCUCAGUGUGCUACUGCAGCACCACUCUCGAGGUCAACGCUCUGAAGGAGGUGAUCUCACUCAAACUCUCCGAAAUCUGGGCAGACUGGCAUACAGCAAAUUGCUGCAGCAUGACACUCUGUUCUACCAACAUGAUUUGGCAGCUCAUCAUGUUGAACUAAAUACCUUUGUUGAUAGUUUUCUGGAUAAGACCUGUAUCCAGGAACCAGACUGUGUAGAGACUGUCUUUUCUUUCACACACUUGACCAUCCAGGAGUUUUUUGCAGCCUUGCAUUACAUGCUGGAACCCGAGCCUUUCCCAGACUUGAUGAAUGUGGACACAGUGAACAAAUACAAGAUGGCUACAGGUUUCUUGGAUAUAUUUCAACGAUUCUUAUCUGGUCUGUUAUCUGAGAGGAACCAGGCCUUACUCUCCAAGCACAUGAAAUUGGAUAAAAUGACAAAAUCUGAGUCCUACUCUUGCUGGCUGAUAGAAGAGAUCACAGAGCAUUGUGAAAAUGGAUCAAGCAUUCUGAACCUUCUUCACUGUCUAUUCGAACAACAAAAUGACUUGUUAGUGGAAAAAAUAAAACCUAAAAAUCUCCGCAUCCACAUUGGGGAUAAUGCACUUUGUCCAGUCGACAUCAGUGUGCUGAAAUAUUUUCUAGACAUGAGGAUUGGAGAUCUAGAAGAGUUAGAUCUCACAGCAACCAAUAUAAACACUACAGCGCUAAAAAGUCUACAACCAUUUUUACACCAAUGUGAGAGACUAUGGUGUGGAGAAAAUAAAUUGGAUUUUGAAGCAAUUAAAUUUCUGUGUGAGCUGCUGAAGUCUCCAGACUACAAACUGAAGCUGCUGGGUCUGGGCUGGACAGACAUUGGGAAUAAUGAGUUGAGAGAACUUUGUGAUGCGCUAAAGGACAACGAAACACUACAGGAACUGUGGAUUGAAGGUUGUAAUGCUGAUUAUGAUGGAGUAUCUGGAUUUACUGCAAUCUCUUCCACUAAUACUACAUUAAAGAAAGUGGUGUUAAUUGGAAACUGCCUUCAAGAGAAGGAUUUGGUGAAACUGUCCCAAAAGCUGAACCCUUCCAAUUCUGGUUUUCUCAUUACAGGGUUCAAUGAUGAUCAUAGCCAAUGGGUGGGUUGGUGUGACUGGAUUCUUCAGAGGUGCCAACUGUGUGACAAUGAGAAACUUGUCUAUUUUCUCAUUAAAAUCUUUAACAAUUUUCUCCAAAAUAGUACCUUCACAUGGAUGCCACAGUGGUGUAAAGAACUACAGGAACUUUUACAAAACAGAAUUCAGAAAUGCAUGUCAGAGGAAAUCCGAACUAAGCUGGAGAAGCUCAAAGAAACGAUUAGUCAACACUGUGGAGAAAAGUAUUGUAAUUCUGCAAGGUUUAACUAAAGUGAUGUUGGUAAUUCAAUUGAUUAGCUCUACUAAAGAAUCAGAACUGACAAAAUAGGCAGAAUGGCUAUUAAUUAACACCUUUUCUUUUGCAAAAUGUAUUUAGGAGGAAUGUUCCCAAUAUUAUUUUUCAGCAUAUAUUGGGUUAUAUUUAAUUCGGGGAUAUAGGAUUUUGUUAUGCUCUUAUAUACAGGCACAGAUUAAACUAUAGUUGUUGCGUUUGGAGAUGUCUUUGUAAUAUGUAUCUCUGUAAAUACAAGAUUAAGUUUGUUUUCACUUGAAUGUUGAAGGAUGAGGGUGGCCUGAUAGUAGAUUACAAAAUCAUGAGAGGUUCUAGUUGCCUGAGGAUACCGAUAGGAUGGAGAUUUG